Pipra filicauda (Wire-tailed manakin) is the source of this 3204-nucleotide messenger RNA. RefSeq names its product WDFY family member 4 (gene WDFY4). Bases 12 to 2861 code for a protein of 949 amino acids. NCBI's taxonomy places the organism in Eukaryota, Metazoa, Chordata, Aves, Passeriformes, Pipridae. The transcript has 23 exons. Gene Ontology annotation, molecular function: protein binding. The record is from RefSeq and is a predicted model, not a curated record.
UUGUGUCAUGUAUGGAACGGUACCGGAGAAUUGGACAGGAGCUGUAUGCCUCUUUGUACAAGAACCACAUACAGAUGCAGCAGUGUGGUUACAGCAAAGCAGCCAAGGACUGGAUGAUACUUGAGGAGCAACUUUUCUACAGAAGGGGCCCAUGGAGAGAUGCAUCACGAUCCUCGGAGCCACGAUGGAUUCUGGAUCGUUAUGAGGGGCCUUCACGAAUGAGGAGGAGGAUUCAAGAUGUGAACACUCGAGCAGCAAUGAUGAGAAUGAAGAGUGAGGUUCUCCUAGCAAACAGAAAUGAAACAACCUCCCCUGCUGAAGUGAAUCCAGGAGACCUGACGUUAAAUGGAGAAGAAAGAGAGAUGGAUAAGAAGGGAUUGGAUUGUAACCAACUAACAUUCUUCCCUGCUCUACAUGAAAGUUUCCAUUCAGAAGACUUCUUGGAACUGUGUGUGGAGAGACAAAUUAUAUUGCAGGAGUUUGCAGAGAGUGAAAAGGUCACAUUCAAGUGCUCUGUGGCAGUUGUGCAGGGCCAUACAGCAUUGGAAGGAGUGUUGCUCUUUGGCAAAGAGCACUUCUACAUCUGCGAGUGCUUUGUGUUGUCCCCUCUAGAAGAAGUCUACUGUACUCGUCACUGCUUGUCCAGCAUCAGUGAUCCAUUUAUUUUCAACUUAUGUCAUAAAGAUCAUGCUGUGGGAGACCAGAUGUGUUCCCGUUAUUCGUAUCAUGAUAUAAAAGAGAUUCAUCUGAUGCGGUUUCUUCUGCAGGAGAUUGCCUUGGAAAUAUUCUUCAAAAAUGGUUACUCCAGAUUUCUUGUCUUCCACGACAGCGACCGAAAUAAGAUAUUUAAAAGAUUUUGCUCUUUCCAGCCUGCUUUGAAGUCAAAGGGGAUAACAGAAGAGUCCCUGAAUAUAAGGAAACACUCAGGAGGAGAAAAGACAAUGCUCCAGAAGUGGCAGAAAAGGGAGAUUAGCAACUUUGAUUACCUCAUGUACCUGAACACAUUGGCUGGCCGCAGCUACAAUGAUUACAUGCAGUAUCCUGUGUUUCCAUGGGUCCUCGCUGACUAUCACUCUGAGACUCUAAACCUUUCUAAUCCUCAUACAUUUCGAGACCUAUCAAAGCCCAUGGGAGCUCAGACUGUGGAGAGGAAACGCAAGUUCAUCCAGCGCUUCAAUGAAGUGGAAAAGAGUGAGGGAGACCUAGCUGUCCAGUGCCAUUACUGUACUCACUAUUCAUCAGCAAUUAUAGUGGCAUCUUACCUGGUCCGAAUGGAGCCAUUUACCCAGACCUUCUGUUCUCUGCAGGGUGGGAGUUUUGAUGUUGCAGACAGGAUGUUUCACAGUGUCAAGAGCACGUGGGAAUCAGCAUCAAGGGACAACAUGAGUGAUGUCAGGGAACUCAUCCCUGAAUUCUUUUACUUGCCAGAGUUCCUAACCAAUGCAAAUCACUUUGAACUUGGCUGCAUGCAGGAUGGAACAGUGCUUGGAGAUGUGCAGCUUCCUCCUUGGGCAGGUGGGGACCCCCAUAAAUUUAUUCUACUGCACAGACAGGCACUGGAAAGUGACUAUGUCAGUGCACACCUUCAUCACUGGAUAGAUCUUAUUUUUGGCCACAAGCAGCAUGGCUCAGCUGCGGUGGAGGCAGUUAACACCUAUCAUCCUUACUUCUAUGGAGACAAGAUGGACCUCAACAACAUUAAAGAUCCUCUGAUUAAAAGCACUAUCCUGGGAUUUAUCAGCAACUUUGGACAGAUACCAAAGCAGCUCUUCACAAAACCGCAUCCAUCCAGGAAUGCCCAAGGGAAAAGCUCAUCAGGAAGAGAGACUGUGCUGUUCCAUCACUCAGGUGGAAUUCUUCCUCCUUUUAUGAGCAGCCUGCAAAAUCUGAAGCUCUCUCCAGUUACUCUAAAAGACUAUCCCAAGGGAGCUAUUGGGCAUAUUGUUCAUACAGAGAAAGGCAUUCUGGCUGUUGAAAAAAAUAAAAUUUUGAUUCCUCCUCUUUGGAGCAAAACAUUCUGCUGGGGAUUUGAGGACUUCACCUGCUGCUUUGGCAACUAUGGAUCUGAGAAGAAUGUGACUACAUUUGAGUGCAUGGCGGACUGGGGAAAGUGCCUGUGUGCUGUGUGUCCUUCAGCGACUACCAUAAUCACAUCUGGAACAAGCUCGGUUGUGUGUGUCUGGGAACUUUCCUUGGUCAAAGACAAAGUGAAGUGUCUAAACCUGAGACAGGCUUUGUAUGGACACACUCAGGCAGUGACCUGCCUUGCUGCAUCUGUAACCUACAGCAUCUUUGUGAGUGGAUCUGAUGACAGAACCUGCAUCAUUUGGGACCUGAACCAGCUGACGUACAUAAACCAACUUCCUGCCCACAAGGCAAGCCUCUGUUCUGUUGCCAUCAACAACUCAACAGGUGAUAUUAUCUCUUGUGCUGGAUCUUACCUGUAUCUGUGGACAGUCAAUGGCCAUCUUCUUGUAAGCAUCAACACUGCCUGCAGCCCUACCUGCCGUAUUGUUUGCUGCUGCUUUGCUGAAGUGAUGGACUGGGACAUAAGCAGCAUCAUCAUCACAGGAAGCACAGAUGGAGUGGUGAGGCUGUGGAAGGCCGAAUACACCAAUAAUCCAGACCAAGCUGCUGGAGUCAGACCACAGAAAGGUGUGAUGGAAGAGCCAGGCAGCACAGGUAACAAGUGUGGAAAACAUCUUGUUCUCUGUCGGGAACUGAAUCCCAGCCUUGUCCUGACCGGCAAAGCGGGUCGGACGAGCGCGGCGGUGACGGCGCUCGCCGUGUCCAGAAAUUCCUCCAAGCUCCUAGUUGGUGAUGACUGGGGAAGAAUCUGCUGCUGGUCUGUGGAUGGGUAGGAAGAAAUAGCCAAGAACUCUUGUUUUUUCAACCUUUUGGAUGGAGAGAAAAAUUACCCUUCAGAGCAUGAAAGAAUCAGAGAAACUGGAAGCCUGUGGUUGGGGACUGAAUCUCAAAGGAGUUGUGGGACUGACCUUGCAGUCAAGUUUGAUUUAAAUUAGACAAUGGACUCCAAAGUUGUGAGAGACACUGACAGACGUGCACAUAGACAAUUAGAUUUUGUAGUAUUUUUCUGGGGAAAACUUUUGUAUUUUAAAUGUUAUUUUAGUUAUUAAAUUUGACAUAAUACAUUGGAUUUCACAAAUAUUAGCUAGCAAAUAAAACUGCCUUGAUUAUGCCAAA